CAGUGGGGAGUUAAUUUUAAAUCGGUACAAGAUGGCGGAGGGGGACGAGGCAGCGCGAAGGCAGCAGCCGCACCAGGGGCUGAGGCGCCGGCGGCGGACGAGCGACCCGAGCGUCGGGGUGAACCACGUCUCGUCCACCACCUCCCUAGGUGAGGAUUUUGAAGAUGAUGACCUAGGAAAUUCAGAUGAGGUUAUGAAGAAACCAUGCCCCGUGCAGAUUGUUCUUGCUCAUGAAGAUGACCAUAACUUUGAGCUUGAUGAAGAGGCCUUGGAGCAGAUCCUGCUACAGGAGCACAUACGGGAUCUUAACAUAGUCGUGGUGUCUGUGGCAGGAGCUUUUCGGAAAGGGAAAUCAUUUCUCCUGGACUUUAUGCUUAGAUAUAUGUAUAACAAGGACUCUCAAAGUUGGAUUGGUGGAAACAAUGAACCAUUGACUGGCUUCACAUGGCGAGGUGGUUGUGAAAGAGAAACCACAGGCAUACAAGUCUGGAAUGAAGUCUUUGUGAUUGAUAGACCUAAUGGAACGAAAGUGGCUGUGCUGCUAAUGGAUACCCAGGGUGCCUUUGAUAGCCAGUCAACCAUUAAGGACUGUGCGACAGUGUUUGCUCUGAGCACGAUGACUAGCUCUGUCCAGGUAUAUAAUUUAUCCCAGAAUAUUCAAGAAGAUGAUCUUCAACACUUACAAUUAUUUACAGAGUAUGGAAGACUUGCAAUGGAAGAGAUCUACCAGAAACCAUUUCAGACGUUAAUGUUUCUGAUUCGGGAUUGGAGUUAUCCUUAUGAACAUUCGUAUGGUUUGGAAGGUGGAAAACAAUUUCUUGAAAAAAGAUUGCAGGUAAAACAGAACCAGCAUGAAGAACUCCAGAAUGUCAGGAAGCACAUUCACAAUUGUUUCUCCAAUCUGGGCUGCUUCCUUCUACCACAUCCUGGUCUUAAAGUCGCAACGAAUCCUAGCUUUGAUGGACGGCUGAAAGAUAUCGAUGAAGACUUUAAACGGGAGCUUCGGAAUCUGGUCCCAUUGCUGCUUGCUCCUGAAAAUCUGGUUGAGAAAGAGAUAAGUGGCUCUAAAGUCACUUGUAGAGAUCUUGUAGAGUAUUUUAAGGCAUACAUUAAAAUAUAUCAAGGAGAGGAACUACCACAUCCAAAGUCUAUGCUUCAGGCAACAGCUGAGGCUAAUAACCUUGCUGCAGUAGCAGGAGCAAGAGACAUCUAUUGUAAAAGUAUGGAGCAGGUAUGUGGUGGUGAUAAGCCUUACAUCGCACCUUCGGAUCUGGAGCGAAAACACCUGGACCUCAAGGAGGCGGCGCUGAAACAGUUCCGUUCUGUGAAGAAGAUGGGCGGAGACGAGUUCUGCCGUCGCUACCAGGACCAGCUGGAAGCUGAGAUCGAAGACACCUAUGCAAAUUUUAUAAAGCACAAUGAUGGCAAAAAUAUCUUCUAUGCUGCUCGCACCCCCGCCACCCUGUUUGCGGUCAUGUUUGCUAUGUACAUAAUCUCAGGACUGACCGGCUUCAUUGGCCUAAACUCUAUAGCCGUCCUAUGUAACCUCGUCAUGGGGCUAGCACUGACGUCCCUGUGCACGUGGGCGUAUGUUAAGUACUCUGGGGAGUUCAGAGAAAUUGGAACAAUGAUUGAUCAGAUUGCUGAAACACUCUGGGAACAGAGGAGUCCCAGGAAGGUAUUGAAGCCCCUGGGUGAUAAUUUGAUGGAGGAAAACAUAAGGCAGUCUGUAACAAACUCUAUCAAAGCAGGCCUGACUGACCAGGUGUCUCAUCAUGCCCGAUUAAAGACAGACUGACAGUUCAUCUCCUCAUGGACUCCACUCUCCCUUUUUUCAUGCUUGCUGUACAAUGAGAACUCAAAUAAAAAUAAACCAAAGUUUACAAUCAACUGUAGAAGUAGGUUAGUGUAACUGGCUUCACAGAUGGCUGCCACAGAGUGUGAACAUGGCUGGUUGGUUUCCAGCCUUCUUCUGAUGUCUCCUUAGACCUGGAGAUGGCCGAGGAGCAUUAGUUUAUCAUGCACAUUUGUGCCAUGUUUAAUUCUUUUCUUUCUUUUUACGGAAUCUAAUGUUAGUGAAAUUUGUCUUAUGUAAAAGGAUAUUUCAGGGAAAUAUUUUAAGAAAUCUAUUUAGAGUCUCUUUAAUAUAGUGUCCCAUUGAAAUUUUAAUUUUUAGAGAAUUUAUGAAUCACUGUAUCAAGAAUCAGAUCAGAAUGACAAUGAAGCCUUUAUUGAGCCACUACAUUAAAAGUGUAUAUUGCUUUACUGCCUUCAAUGCCAGUAUUACAUAAAUGCAUGUAUCAGAAAUGUCACAGAAAUCACAUGACAACUCUUAUAGCUGAGAAGGUAAUUCUGAGGUGUACAUUUGUCUUGCCUUUUAAAGUUUGUAAACCUGCCCUGAAGGGAGAUGCAUAUCUGGGAAACUUAACUGUCCUUUUGCAGUUUAGCCUUCAUGUACAUAAAAUAUGCCGUUAAUUGUAUUGGGGGAGAAAUGCCAUCCAAAAAUGUUGCCUACAGCUAUGAGUUAAGAGUGUCUGUACAGUGUGUAGCUUUUAUUUUCUAAAAUUCACAGGUAGGGCAUGUAUAUGAAUUAUAAAUAUAUAAAUACAAUUUUGUAUUAAAAGUUUUGUAGUUUAUGGCAAAAUCUGGUUCUGUGGUAGGCUAAUAAGUACAGUCCCUGUGAAAGGAAUGUUUGUGGCUCAUGUCAGUGUGUGAAUGCAUAGACAAUUUGAAGUUUUGAUAUAUUUGUGAUAUUUAUCUUCCUUGAGCACUGCAAUCUCACCCCAAGGGAAUUCAAUGGGAAUGUUUUAUUGUGACUUGUCCUCUGUUGCAUUUUAAAGUUAUUUCCUGUAAUUUAUUUUCAGUACAUAAUUAAAAAUUUGUUGUAUAUAUAAAAUGAAACUUGUGAUUUUUUUUCUAUGGAAUUCCUCACCAUAUAACUUGUGUGUGUUCAUGCUGAAAAGAGUGUGGGUUAGGGUACACCCAAGUUAGAGCUCAAGGUGUUGAUCUCAAAGCUAAGCUGUAAGAGUUAUUUUUCUGUGUGUGUUUAUAUAAGAAUAUUUGUUGUAAGAGCCUGCCUGGGCAUUUAUUAAUUUUUCUUUUUCUCGCCCAUCUCUCUGUCCCCAUCUUUGUGUGUGUGUGUGUGUGUGUGUGUGUGUGUGUGUGAGAGAGAGAGAGAGAGAGAGAGAGAGAGAGAGAGAGAGAGAGAGUGUGUGUGUGUGUGUAUGAUAUGUAAAGCUACCCUUUUUCAAGAUUUUUAUGUCCUCCGUACAAAGACCUAUUAAAGCACCCAUUUGGUUUUUAAGUAAGGAGAAUUUAAAUGUUGAGUUAUAUGCAUGAAAGGUUUGCUGACUUUACUUUGGUUGGUGUAUCUUGCCCCGACUCCCAUUCCGGCCCUGGUUUUAUGUGGAUGUUUGUUUCUAUCAGUAGUAACUGCUGCCCACUUAUCCCAUCCAUUCUUACACAAAAGAACCAUCUAACAGGGCUCUCUUUGUUCUCUAGCCACUUUGUUUUAUGAAUGCUGUAAAUUGUUUUUAUGAAUGAAAAAUAAAAGUUUGUUGUAUACUAGCAGUUGUUCUGAAAUUAAAAGCUUCCAUUUUUUCUUCUUUUAAAGUGAAGUCUAGGCCAUUUGACUCCAUAGUAUUUCUUGCUAAAACCAGUGUUUUCCCUCAAGAAUUCUCUUCAGGACUCCAAGCAGGCACUUGAGUUUCACCUGGAAGGCUCUGGACAUUGUUAAGCAAGAAGCAGUGAAAACACAAAAGAUGGAUUAAGACCAAACAUUGAAAUAACAGCUUCAGUAUUGGUGCAUUUUCUGUGGUACAUUUUUUCCUAGUGUUACAAAAUAGGCUUUUUUUUUUUUUUUUAAAUUUAAAAGAUGGUUUUUCUCAAUGAUCUGAUUUAUCUUUUUAAGACACACAUUUUUUUGUGAAAGGAACAACCAUUUGGGACUCUGCUGUUGAGUAUGUCUUAUUUUUCAUGAAUGUAGAUUGCUAGUCAUCCUUGCCUCUAUAAAACAUUUGUAAAAUUAAAUAGUGCUAUUUCA
Peromyscus californicus insignis is the source of this 4042-nucleotide messenger RNA. RefSeq names its product atlastin GTPase 2 (gene Atl2). Gene Ontology annotation, biological process: protein homooligomerization; endoplasmic reticulum organization. The coding region runs from base 32 to 1798 and encodes 588 amino acids. Gene Ontology annotation, molecular function: GTP binding; GTPase activity. NCBI's taxonomy places the organism in Eukaryota, Metazoa, Chordata, Mammalia, Rodentia, Cricetidae. The record is from RefSeq and is a predicted model, not a curated record. The transcript is spliced from 14 exons.